AUCCCAUUAUUUUAUCAUAGUGAAUUGUUUAUCAUGUCAUUAAUUUCGGUUUUAAUUAUUUUCUUUGUGAAACUAAAGGCUGUACUUCGCAAACUGGAUAACUUUUCAUUGAAUUAGAGUAGCUGUUGUUUUUUUGUUGUCAUAAUUUUUGUUCUGGCAUUAGCAUUUGGUUUUAAUGAAAUCAUGUGGAAGUGUCAUAAAUGUGGCAAACCUGUCUUUUUCGCGGAAAGGAAAACAUCCUUAGGAUAUGAGUGGCAUCCUGAGUGUUUAAGAUGUGAAGAAUGUGGCAAGCGGUUAAAUCCAGGUCAACAUGCUGAGCAUAAAGGAGUUCCGUACUGUCACAUACCUUGUUAUAGUGUCCUUUUUGGCCCUACUCUUUUUGGUCAUGGAUCACAAGUAGAAGCACAUACUAGUUUUGGAAAAGUUGAAAACCGUCAAGGAAUUCCUGUGCCUAGGUCCCACUUAGAAGCUAAAUUGAGAAUUUAUAACAGCUAUUUUGAAGGCAAAAGUGGAACUAUACAAAGUCGUGAGCGCAAUGGCCGUCUGAUACUUGAGGGCUCUCUGAGAAUAUACUGGGGUGUUAACAAUGUAAUUCAUCUUAAAGAAGACCAUGACGAUAGAAUGCCUGUGAGGAGAAGAAACAGUUGCCAAUUUAUUUCAACAUCAUCUGAAUCCCGAAAUAGGGACUCAGUAAAGUCUUUGACUGAUGAUGAAAAAGCUGCACUUGUUGAAAAAGAUCCUAAUCUCUUGAAUUCUUUGUUAUCUCUUCCUAUGAAUGACUCUGUGCCACUCUCUGAAAUUGAUCUGGAUGUCCAAAGCAUUGAAAAAGACAGUGCUGAUGAAAGUUCAUUACAGCCUACCUAUUAUAAAACAUUACCUGCUGGUGGUUUAAGAAAUUUAAGGUCAGACAACACCCACACUCUUAUAAAUGAUAAUACUCUGAAAGAUAAUUGUGGAAAUGUAGUGCAACUAAGGAGACGACCUCGUGUCCAAAAGUCCAAAUUAAGACGACGUUGCUCUAUAAAUGGACAUUUUUAUAAUAGAGAGACAAGUGUGUUCACUCCUGCAUAUGCAAGUGUUACGAGUGUUUGGGUGACAAGUUUAGUCACUGCACCUGAAGUCAUAAAUAUGUUGUUAGACAAAUUCAAAGUUGUAAAUAAUCCUGAAGAUUUUGCCCUGUAUGUUGUCAGAGAUACUGGAGAACGCCGCUGCAUUCAGGAUCAUGAAUAUCCUCUUUUAGUCCGAGUAAUGUUAGGCCCUAGUGAAGAUGUUGCUAAAGUAUUUAUCAUGAACAAAAAUCAGGCUAGAGAAAUAACUUGUGAGGUAGCACAAUAUCUUAAGUUUUCAGAAACAGAGCUUAGGAUGUUUCUUCACAAAUUUAGUGAAGAAGAGAAAAAAGAAACUCAGAGAAUUGUGAAGAAGUACCAGGAAAGAAAAUCAUGGAUUCAAGCUAGAAUGGAAGAGUUGAAAGAAAUCCAAGAAACGGGUUUGUGAUUGCAAUGAACCUCAGUGCAUAAUCUUUAUAUUUAUUUUAUAAAUUUUUGUGUAUUUUAUGAUGCAGCUGUGUACAUAAUUUCUGUGUUUAAUUUUUUAAUGGUUCUUUACUGCAGAUUAUUUUACUAAUAACUUCCACAUUUAAAUGUGAUACUUUAAAGCUUAUUUAAAUGCAUUUUCUAUAAGACAAGAUGAGAAAUUUAAUUACAUUUUUUACCAGAAAAUGUUAUAUAAGUGUACAUUUGGCCCUAUGAUCAUGAAAUUAUUUGAAUGUUCAUAAUAAUUAUUGAAGAUAGCUGAUGAAUUGAUGUAAUUCAUCAUUAAAAUGUAAAAAUGGAGUUGCCAAUGCUUUUAUAUAAUUUUUAUUGCAAUAAUAAAAUGAGCAUUUUAAUGUUAAGUAAUCCUUUUCUGCUCAAAGUUUCAUGCUUAGAUGUGUAACUGUUAACUUCAAGAUAUUCUUGUUAUUGUGUGCUGAUGUAAAAUGUGCUCAUUCUGUAUUAUUUUCACUUCUUAAAAUAUGAUAUUUUUCAUUGAAUAUGAUCAGUUAUUGGGGUUAAAAUCACUAAAUGCUGGUAAUUACAUUCCGGUGACAGCUUGAGAUUGUUAUGCAUUAGAAUUAUCAUGGAAUUAUGCUGUGUAAUAAUUACGUCCCUACUGCCGAGGCAGUGUAGUAUGGUAAACUUAUAAUAUAUCAUCUGAUAAGUAUAAAAAUGUGUUAAAAGUAUAUAUAAAGUUUAAUACAGUUAUGUUGACUUUUUUGCAAUUUAGUAGUAGAAAAUGAAGUUAAAAUUAAAUCUGUGAUUUUUGAUACCAAUAAAAUAAUAUCGCCAUCCUUAUGGUUGGUUUUUAACUGAUACUUACUAAAAAGUUUGCUUUAUUAUAAAUUUUAUUGGAAUAAUAAAAUUGUGUAGAAUUUUUCUCAGAAAUCUGUUGUUGUUUAAAAGAAAUUGCAGAUCAAUAAUCACAAAAUUUAACAAAUAUUGUCUAAUUUUUAAACUUAAGAUUCAACCUUGCUCGUUUUAAUUCCCUGCGUAUUUUAAGAUCAAAAUAUGCAUUAAAAUAAUUGAUCACUUUAUAUAUCAAGUUAAAAAAGUCACUUCAUUGUUAAGUAUUAGGAGAGUAUAUGUUCAUACACACACAUGCAAAAAGAGAAGUCAUGUUUAAAAUGAGGGGGCAUGUUUGAAUUGUUUUGUGCAUUUUAAUAAUUUAUCCAUGUUUGGCAUCUGUCUGUCUAGGCAUUCAGUGUUGAAUAAAUGUUUGAAAAAAAAACAUAUUUUCUUGACUUGUGAUAUAAAUACUAGAUAUUGAUCAUUUUAUUAGUUCAAAAAAGGUUCUACAAAUUUUCAAGACUCCUAAAAAAAUUAAGUAACUAUUGCAUAAAUAAACAAUAUUAAUAUACAAUUACGGAUUAGCAUUUUUAGUAUCAAUGUGGAUAGAUGAAGUUUAGUAUGAUUGUCUCCAGUUAUCAGUUUUCUGUAACGUGCAGCAGAUGAUAUCUAGUAUAAUGUCGUGAGUGGUGGCAGUGAUUCUGAUUGCGACAUAUUUACAAGUAUAGAUAUAGAUAGUAUUAUGCACUCAUUCAUUUAAAAAGGCCUUUCAAAAAAAAAUGUAGUAGUUUUAAUUUGGAGAAUGUUCAUUGUUCAUGGUGCAAGUGUCCUUUUUGGCUGGAAAAUGGGUUUUGAUGUACUGUUUUACAUCUACUAAGUAAUAAGGAGGUGUUCUGCUUGAAAAUUUAUGAUAAUAGUCAUGUAAUUGUGGUACUAGAAACAUGUGUAAAAUGUUGAUACACAUAAAAAAACGACUAUUUGCCUGCCAAAAGUCUUUAUUAACUAUGACAUACUACAGUUUUGUAAUAAAGUUACUUUACUGAAAUAUGAUAUGCUGUACUGCAUUACAAGACUUACUUUGCUUUUUGUAUAUUUCCUAAAUUGUUUUCUGUAAAGUUAUAUUCCCCAUUUUGAUUAGAUCGCAUUUAACCUUUAUGCUAAAGCGCUUGCUGGCUAACUGACUACGGGGAAAGAUACUUUCAUCAGACACUUUUUAAACCUUUUUUGGAUGAGAAAUAAAUGUUACAUAGUGUAGUUACGAGCUAUCUUGAGCUGGUUAAACUGGUUUGUGUUUACAAUGGCGUAGGUACCAUUUCUAAAACAUGCACUGUUUUCUUCUGUGGUUCAAGUUUUAAAACAAAAGGCCAGUAUGCGUCUUUAUUCUGUUAUUUCUAGAAAGGAUGCAUGAAAGAAUUAAAAUAAGUUCAUGGCUAAAAUGUUGUAUUAGAAUUUUAAAUAUAUCAUUUCAUUAUACUUUAACAAAUAGUAUGUUCAAAAUUUUUGGACUGGUAAUCAUAAUUUGUCUCAAAAAAUAAUAUAAAUUUUGAUGGAAAAUAUAUCCAAUAGAAAUUACAUGAUUUAUAACAAUUAAGCUGGAAUCCCUUUUUUGUAUAAGGAAAUCAUUAAAAAUAUUACCUCUCAUUUUACUUCAUUACUACAGAAUUGCAUUAAACUACAAAGCUAAAGUUUAAAGUCUAUCGUGAUGUCCUUUCCCAAACUGUUCUAUUUGAUUAUCAUAUAAUUUAUCUUGUUAAUUGGUUUUCUAAAACUUAUUUUAAAAAAUGUUCUUGAGUUUGAAAGAAGAGUAUUUCAAGGAUACCGGUGUGACAUUGUUAAAUGAUAAUCUGUAAAAUUUUUAUAGCUGUCAUACAUUGCUAUUUUAAUAUGUGAAUAUGUUAGAAGAGAAAUGUGCACCUUGUUGUCAUGACCCUUUUGUUUGAAUCCUAACUAUUUAUUAAAGGUUUACCAAAUUUUCUUGUAAUAAUUUUUACAUAAUAAGUGUGAAUUUUGACAUAAUAAAUAAUUUUUACAUGAUGCUACCAUGCAUUUAUCAUACAUGUAUCUUAGCAAGUAUUGCCAUUGUGUGAAGCGUAGCAAUUUGAAUUGUCUUGAAUUGGCUUUAUAAUCUUUUCUGAAAAUUGUUUUGUUUAUCAAACUGUAGUCUCUUUCAAAUGAAAUCAGUCUGUAAUUACAUAACAAACUGAAUAUGUUCAAAGAAAUAAAUGAACUUAAUAAUUGAAACCUAUAUUUUAUUUCUGAUAUUGUAUUUGGAUAUAAUUUAAAAUAUCCAACUAAUAAUUUGGUACUUAAAUAUUAUUUCAUCAACCAUGAAACUUAAUGGAGAUUCUGUCAAAGUUACGCUAGUCAUUCCUGCAAAAUUCUCAAAAUACUGACCCCUUCUUUAUUUAAUAAGCAAUCAAUAUUCAACCUGCUUCAGUUUUGCAUUUUGUAAAAACACUUAUUAGUUUCUAGUAUUUUUUUAGGCUAUCCACUUUUAUCAAAAGCUCUGUUUAUCUGUUUAGAAUGCUAAGAGUACAAACUUGCUGCAGGUUAUUUUUCUAAUAUAUUACUGUUUUGUUGGCCAUGUUCAGCUAACCAUGUCAUAUUUAUUAAUACACACUUCCUUGAUGAUAGGAUCCCAUAACUUUGAAAAUAAUCCACUGCUUAACUUUGUACAGAAAGCAGGUCUCAAUUUUUUUUUUUUUUUUUUUCAAAAUGCAUGAAAAAAUACAGCAGUAACAAUUGCUUUAUAUCCUUAUUCAUAAAAAUACAGUAUGGCUUAUAAAGAAUCACUCAGGUUGCAUCAAACAGAAGCACAUGUUCUUGAGUUUGUGGUUAUGUCACCCUUAUCCAUAACAGGCACUAACUUGCACGGCUUUACAAGUUUCAUAGUUGACAGGAUAAUAUGUAAAUACCAAUAAUUUUUAUGAACAUUUAAUCAUUGUUGUAAUUAAAAAUGUUUAUACACAAUAUAUUAGUUAUUUUGGUAUAGAUUUUUUCUCUGCAAAAUCUGGUUUUAUUUACUUUCAGUGUUUAUUGUGUUUUAGAUACUGUUUCUGCCUAAGUGAAGUUUUUUUUUUUUUUAUUUGUAGAUAUAACUGAAAUAAGUAGCCUUUAAUAUAUUUAAAAACUGUAUAUUGAAUUAAGUAUUUAAUUAUAAGUUUGUUUUAUUUAGUUUAUUUAAAUGGUUGCCUGGCAUAAUGUCUCUGAAAUAAAGCAAUUCUUGAGUAAGGUUGCACUUACAAAAAGGUUGUGCAUUGUUCUGUUAGAAAAUAAUUUAAAAAAAGAAGUAAAUAUUUGCAUAAGUGCAGUGUGUAUAUUGUCAGUAAAAUAGUGUGUGUACUAAAAUCUCUGUAUAAAAAUUAAUUUUAUUAUUGUUAUUAUCAGAUAUUCAUACCUUAAUGCAAAAUCUCUCAACGGAAAAUACUUAAGGGCGUAAACUAUUUCACAAAUAUGUGCAUAAUUUGUUUUAUUUUGAAGUUUGCAGAAGCCUUCUAAUUAUUUUUGUUCUAUAUAUUCCUGCAACAAAAUUUAAUUAAUUAAAUGUAUUUUAAAAAGAAACCUUUUGGGAGGAGGAUCAUGUUUUACUUAUUUUUAAUUAUAUGAUAUGAUUUAGAUAUAAAUGCUGAUGAAAGUUAUAUUAAAGGAAUAGAUACAAGUGUUAUUUUGUGUUAAUGUAUACACUCAAACCUGUUUUUGUGCGGUAGUACUCUGAUAAUACAACUACUAGUUAUGCGCAAAAACAGGAUUUUUUAUUCUGUGGAAUUAUUUUUUUUUUAAUUUUUAAUUACUAAUUAUUGAUACUAGAACAUCUUUACAAGGUAUAACCUAAUUCAGCACACAAUGCAAAAUAAUUAAAUGUUACUUCUCAAAAAGUCAUGACUAGGUACAUGAUCUGAUAUUCAACCAAGAUAAAAGAUAAUACUAUCUCAUAAAUACUUUAAAAGUAUCAGAAUUGUUAAAAUCCUGUAGAACUCAAAUAAACUAGACAAAUUAGCAAGGGCUAUCAUUUGAUAUCGUUCAAAGUUAGCAAAACUUGUUCUUAUGCUGUUAAUCAUAUGAUCCGUAACUUUUUUUUUUUUUAACAACAGUUCCUUGAAAUAUGAAAUACAGCUCAUUUGUAUUAAUUUCGUGAAGUAGUGUGCUUGACAGCCAUCUGCAAAAUUAAAUUGUAAAACUUGAAAACAUAAAAGACUAGAGAUAUAAUUUUAAAAGAAAGCAAAGAAUUUUUUAUUAGGCAAAUGAAUUUUAAACUAUAAUGUUGAACACAUUAAGCACUUAAUUGUAUCAAAUGCGCAUAUAAUAACCCUGUUUUAGUUUAGAUACAUGUAUUUUGCUUUGGCUACAUAUAUUCUAAAGGAAACAAGUUCUAUGUAUGUUGUUGUUGCUUAUGCUCACUUGUCUGGCAUAUAGUCAGCUGAAGCCCAAGAAAUUCCUCAUGACGAGGAGUGCUAGAAUAGCCUGCAUUGGCAACAGCCUUGAAGCACCAUUCAGGUGAUAGUGCGAUUUAGCUCAGUUCCGCCCCGAAUUUUGAUGGAGAGCAUCCUGAGGGUACUGGUCCGAGUGUCUCUCACCCCUCUCUUCUUCCACCAAAUCACACAACAGGACUUUCGGCUCGCCGCAUAUUUAGAAAGCCGCCAAACUGCACUGACAAUAUACAUUUACAAACAUCCAUACCUCCUCCAGGAUUCAAACCUGGGCUUUUCAGCACGGCAGUCAACGAUGCUAACCACUAUACUGGUUGGGCAGCAGUUCUAUGUAUAAUGGAAUGAAUUAAUAGUUUUAGUGAUAAACUUUGAUGAACAGAAAUAAAUUUUAUAUCUGAAUGAAUAGUAUGUAUUCAAGUGAAUGCAAACUAAUUAUGAUCUAAAAAUGGAUUUAAUAUUAUGUUUUAUGAAUGCAAUAAUACUGAAGUAUACGCCAUUAAUCUAUUGUAGGUCCUUGGAAUUAUGCCCAGCUGGAGGAUGUAUACCAAACAAAGUUUUUCUAAUAAGAAAUAAAGAGAAAAUAAUUAAUCUGUUCUUAUUAAAUAAUCCUAUUUGUAUAACACUAUUUGAUACUAAAAUACAGAAGCAGUGGGUGAAAUAUAUAACGUAUGUGAAUGAAAUAUUCAAUAUGAUACUGUAUGUCCCAACUGGACCUAUGCCGAAGUUUUCUAAUAAGAAAUAAAGAGAAAAUAAUUAAUCUGUUCUUAUUUCAAAAUCCUAUUUAUUUUUAUAACGGUGUUUAAUACUAAAAUACAAAAGCAGUGGGUGAAAUAUAUACUGUAUUUGAAUGAAAUAUUGUGUAUGAUACUGUAUGUAAAUGAUUUUCUGUUAUCCAGAUCAAAAGCAGUUUCUCGGCAUGCUGUACUAUCCCUGAUCUAUAUUUGGUAAUUGAUUUCAUCCCCUUUGCAGUGUUAAUUUAGUAGUGUCUUUUUACAGUUAUAGAUAUCUUCAUUCUUGGCAUACAGUAAUACUAUAGCUAUAUUUCAGAUAUGCAGAUCACCAUCUUAUUUUUCAAGAAUCUGUUUCUCCACCUCCAUGGUGAUGGAAUUCUAACCAUUUUCUUCAUAGCUUCACUCAUCUCAGUAACAUUCUAAAAACUCAUAGUUAACACGUUUGCAAAAAAAUUGUGCGAGAAAUCACAAAAUUACAUUAAAAUUCAGAGUUCUAGCAUGGGUUGCUUACCGAAUAGUAGCAAUAAGCAUACUGAUGCUCAUGGGCAGUUGUAGCAUUAUCUUGAAAGAGGUAAAUAAGGGUAGUGUGCAUAGUCACUUUUCAAAUUAAAGUCGUAUUUCAAAUAAAUAUUGUAUACCAAACAAAAAAUUUCAUGUUCACACAGAGCAUAUGCCAAAUUGGGCAUAUUUCAGAGUGGACAUAUACCAAGGUAGCAUUGCAUAUUUUAUGACAUUAGGGAAUUUUAGUUAUAUAUUAAUCAAAAAAGUAAUUGUGGCAAAAAACAACAACUUUUUUUAUAUGGUGACAGUCAAGUGUGUUAAAAUGAAAGAUUUCUUAAAAUAAAUACUAAUUUCUUAUAUAUUUUCCGAUUAAAUGUGCAUUUAGAUGUGUGUGUGGGACGCCCAUGUAUUUGUGCACACACACAAAAAUUUGUUGCUCUUCCUUGGUCAUAAUUUUACUAUGUAAUACUAGUUUAAUUAGCAUCCAUUAAUGCUUCUACUUUUUUGGUUGUUGUGGAAUAAUUAUCAAUUAUUAGGGAAACCUGCAGCAUUUUCUUCUAAUCAAAAGAGCAUUUAUAUUUUUUAGUAAUCAAAAGUGUGUAUAUUUCUGAAACUUUAUUAUAUAGUGAUAUUUUCAUAUACAAAAAAUAUGUAGUAAACUGGGCCCUUAAAAUAAGGUCAAAUUAGUAAAUUAGUGUAUUUUAUGGUUGUGUUAUACAGUAUAUUUCAUUAGAUCAGAAUGCAUUUUAAGCAUGCUUUCAUUUCAUUUAUUUAAAUGUACUUACAUACACAAUUUUAAUUUAUGUAUUUUUGCACAAUUUGCAUCGUUUUUAAUUUCUGUUAACAUUUCACUCUGUUCAUAUAAAAGUAGCAUAUGGUUAAAAUUGUAGUUUACAAAAUGAUAUGUUCAUUGAAAUUUAGUUUAUUUAUGCAUGUAUUAUAGAUUGGUAUUUGUCCAUCAGACUCUUUAUUAUUUUCCGUCUAUGUAUUAGAAAAUCAGGAAUAAAUUAUAUUUGUUGAUUUUUAUGUUAUUUUUGAAGAUGUGUAUAAUGAAUGAUUUUUUUUCUUUUGUUUAAUUACCGUUUGAUUUUUAAGUUUUUCUAUUAUGUUAAUCAAAAAGGGCAGAAAGUAUUUGUUGUAUUUAAUUAGCAAUGCUAAUCAUAGUAACUUGUACAUGCUUUUAUAUUCUGUAGAAUUGGUCUAGUCAUAACGCUUUCUUUUACCUUUUUCUUACAAUUUUUAAAAUUCAGUAUCAGCUGGAUGUUUUGGAAUGUUCACUGUUGUUGAAUUUAUUGUUUAUUAUUGUCUAAGUUUGUAUUCAUAAUUUAAAAAAAAAGUAAUUGAUAAAAUAAAAUGUGCCAAAGUAAAUUGCUUAGACACAGUCAGAAAGCUGAGGGUUUCUAAUAAAACAUUAGUAAAAAAAUCUUACUUUUUUAACACAUUUAGUGAAAAUAAAAGUUAAACUUCUGAAAUAUUUUUUACUAAUGUCAAAAUAACUAUGAGUAUUAAUGUAUUAAUAGAGAACCAAAUGUUCAUUAUUUAUAGAAUAUAUUUAAGAUUUUCCCCCCUAAUUUAAUGCAUUAUUAUGAUUUAAUGAUGAUAUGGAAUUUAUACAAUCCAAAUAUGACGUAUGUGCAUAGUAAUGUUUAAACCAGUAUAUAUUUAUAUUGGUAUUAAAUUCUGAAUAUGAUUAUUAGAUUGAAGAUUAAAACUUAUAUCAACUGUUGCCUAACUUUCAACAAUUCAAUUUUAAUAUUUACUUUAAAAUUUUCAUUAUUACACUUUUAUGUUAACUUAUAAAAUUAAUUUCUCAUGAAUCAUUUUGAUUUAGAUUAAAUUCCAUUUGAAUACUUAUUAAUACAUUGUCAGCAUUUGUGUGCAAAAAGUGUUAAUAGUAAAUAUUAUGUUUCUAUUUAAGAUGACAAAAUUUAUAACAUGCUUGUUACUAUGUGUUAAAUAUUUUAUGAAAAUACAGGAGAUCAGUUUCACUGUAGAAACAUAUUCAUAAGAAAAUGCAAAGAAAUUAAAUACCUAAUAUUCUUGGUAAUUCAAAAUUCAUUAAUUGUGGCAUUUCAAGCAUAUCUUUUUACUGAUAGCUUAAGAAAGUAUCACUUAACUAAUGAAGUGUUUAACUAAGAUUUUAGUACUUCGUUAGGAGGUGAUUUUGUUUUGAAGAUAGAUUCAUGGUUAAUAGUUAAUACAUGUAUAAGUAGUCUUUUCUGGUAAAGAGAAAGGGAAGGAUUAUUUUAAAGCUUGGCUAGAAAGUUAUUUUUAUGAUCUAUCAAGAAAAAUAGUAAAAUGAUAUAUUGAAAUAAAUUUCCUUAUAUAUAUUAAGGUAUGUUAAUGUAUGUAGUAGGUUUUUUUUUUUUUUUUUUUUUUUUUUUUAAGUUUUGUUAAAAAGUUUUUAUGGAACUCUUUGAAUGAUAAUAUCGAAAUAUAGGCUAUCUUAUUAACUGUUUGCUGUCUUGUCUUUCUAGUACUUUAUAGUGUGUUAACAAAAAUUAUUCUAAGACACUAAAUUUAAUUUCCCAAUGAGGUUAGAUCAGAUUAUUUUCUGGUAAAGCAUAUGCAAAGACUGUCUGCCUUAGGAAAGGUGCCUUUGUAGAAAAUUUUCGAGGAAAAAUGAGUUCAUAAUCACAUUACACUUGUGGGAAACCCCUUGUUCUUGUUCAGAUGAACUACCAAUAUUUAGUGACUGUUCACUUAGUCACUGGUACAUUAAAAAAUGUAAUAAGUUUAAUAUGUAAAAAAAAAAAAAAAAAAAUACCAUGCAGCUUAGUAUGUUAUUUUACUUCUUUUUUCAGUUUGCAUAAAAGAUUCAGUAGGUAUUAAAAAGUAUUCAUUUAAAAUAUAGAAUAAGUGUCAAAGCUAAUAUUUGCAUUGUAUAAAUGAUAAUUAUAAAAGUUAAUUUCAUGAAUUUUUGCAUUGUCUGUCUAUAAAAUCUCGGACUAUUUUAAUAUUGGAUUAAACAUUAAUUUUUUCAUUUAAUAUGAAAGUUCCCUUCCUCUAAUAUUAAAAUAUGUACUCUGAGAGAGGGGCAUUUGAAAACUUUUUGCUGUCAGCCAUUCUUCUGUAAGAUACUUUCAUUGUAUCUUCCAUUCAAAUUUUUAUCUCUGCUAACCUAAGUUAACCAUCAUCUUGUUUUUAAAAUUUUUAAUAAAAAAGUGAGAUUUUUUGUAUUUUCACAGGAACCUUAGUAAAAUAAAUAUAAUUUAAUUUGUUUUUUUUUUAUAAAGUUUUCAUGCUAAAAAUUCAGAAAGACAUCUGUUAACUCUUAAGAAUUUUUUCAGUCAGUAUUCGGGAAUAUAGUUUCCAUUAUUUUGCUGUUUUAUAUAAAGAUUAAUUUGUAGUUCUGUAAAUUUUUUAUUCAUAAACUGUUAUUUUAAAUCAAGACACUUUACGAUUUUGUGAUUGUGCAGUGUCUUGAAUGCUCAUAAAUUUUGCAAUUCAUCUAGUACAUUAGCUGUUCUUUUUUGCUUAAAACAAUAUUUAAAUAAUUGACAAUACAGGCAAUAAUCUAAGCAAAAAUGUGUGAAGUAGUUUUCAUAACAACAUUAAUAUGUGUAUGAAUACCAUGUGUUUUAAACCAGUCAAGACUUUUAUUUUAGUAAGCUAUAUUAAAAUGUAAAUUAAAAGUAAUUUAAUUCUGUAACAUGUAAUAUUUUAAAUUUGUAAAUGUAUAAAAAAUUGCUGAUUAUGAAAUGCAUUGUUGAAACAUUGGAUUAAAUUGUACAUCAAUAAGCUGUUUUCUUCUUGAAAAAAAUAUCUGAAAUUCGCAUUGCAAUAUUUUCACACAUAUAUAUCUAAAUAAAGUUUCUUAUUUAUUUUA
Stegodyphus dumicola is the source of this 11809-nucleotide messenger RNA. RefSeq names its product Ras association family member (gene Rassf). The record is from RefSeq and is a predicted model, not a curated record. Gene Ontology annotation, biological process: signal transduction. Lineage: Eukaryota; Metazoa; Arthropoda; Arachnida; Araneae; Eresidae.